Messenger RNA from Lachancea thermotolerans CBS 6340, 1548 nucleotides. Its product is annotated as KLTH0D00264p. The transcript has a single exon. Gene Ontology annotation, cellular component: plasma membrane; fungal-type vacuole membrane. Lineage: Eukaryota; Fungi; Ascomycota; Saccharomycetes; Saccharomycetales; Saccharomycetaceae. The coding region runs from base 1 to 1548 and encodes 515 amino acids. The record is from RefSeq and is a predicted model, not a curated record. Gene Ontology annotation, biological process: transmembrane transport; cytosine transport. Gene Ontology annotation, molecular function: nucleobase transmembrane transporter activity.
AUGCCGCUAAAGAGUGAUGUUGAAGUUCAAACCUCGGACAGACUCACCGAAACAACCUCUGUGCUGCCUCAAGAUGAUCACGUAAACAAGGGAGCCGCUUCCUGUAACCGAUACUUUGCUUUUUUGGACGCCAUAAAUGCAGCGCUAGGUACCGAAACUAAAGGAAUUGAGCCAACUACUGAGGACGAGAGGAACGAUGCUUCUCUUCUGAAUGCUUCUACUAUGUGGUUUUCAGCUAACAUGGUAAUUGCAGCUUUCUCUGUUGGCGUGCUCGGCCCUAUCGUCUUCGAACUGAAUUUCUGGGGCUGUGUCGUCGCCGUUGUCGUGUUUGCCUUCUUAGGUGUCUUACCAGUUGCAUUUUAUUCGGUUUUCGGGGCUGAACUGGGCUUGCGACAGAUGGUUCUCUCGCGGUACUUACUUGGAAACCUUACGGCUCGGAUCUUUGCUAUGAUUAACAUUAUUGCCUGUAUCGGUUGGGGUGCUGUCAACACAAUUGCAUCUGCUCAACUACUUCACAUGGUUAACCCACAUGGCGCGCGUUGCCCUCCGUGGGCUGGCUGCCUUAUUAUUGUUCUAUCAACUAUCAUUGUUUCUUUCUUCGGAUACCGCGUCAUUCAUAUAUACGAAAAAUGGGCUUGGGUUCCUAACCUGGCUGUCUUUUUGAUUGUGAUUGCUCGAGUGCGUAUCAAUGGUAGCUUCACUAUUGGUCACUGGGAAGAGGGUGCAAAUACUGCGGCGGGGAUACUAUCUUUGGGGGGCAUUGUCUUUGGCUUCGCCACUGGAUGGACGACCUACGCAUCGGACUAUACGGUUUACAUGCCCUCCACUAUCAACAAAUAUAAAGUCUUCUUCGCCGUGACGGCAGGGCUUAUGUUGCCUUUGUGCUUCACUAUUCUUUUAGGUGCUGCAGCCGGCCGCGCAGCCAUGAAUAAUGAGUUAUACAGGUACUACUAUGAUAAAGAAAGCACCGGUGGGCUGCUUUACGCAAUAUUGGUCCCAAAAUCUUUGGGCGGAUUUGGGCAAUUUUGUUGUGUUGUUUUGGCGAUGUCGACUGUAGCCAAUUGCAUUCCGAACAUGUAUUCCAUUGCACUUGGGACCCAAUCGCUAUGGCAGCCGCUUGCAAAAGUUCCAAGAGUAUUUUGGACUGUCACUGGUAAUUUUGUCACUCUAGCUAUUGCCAUCCCAGCCUACUAUAAAUUUGCAUCUUUUAUGACAACUUUCAUGGACGCCAUUGGCUACUACCUGUCGAUUUACAUUGGAAUAUCUAUUAGCGAACAUUUUGUUUAUCGGCGCGGUAGAUUCCAAAACUAUAUUGUGGCUGAUUGGAGUAGUUGGGAUCGACUACCCGUUGGCUAUGCUGGCUGUGCAGCUCUGUUUGUUGGCGGUGUCGGUGUUGCACUUGGUAUGUGCCAAUCUUACUGGAGUGGUGAAAUUGGCCGGCUUAUUGGUGACUACGGCGGUGACAUUGGUUUCGAGCUUGGUCUUGGAUUUUCAGUCAUAACUUACAAUGUUUUAAGGCCUUUGGAGUUGAAAUUUGUGGGCCGGUAA